GAAAAAAUUAAUAGGUUACAAAAAAAUUGGCCGAUUAAAAGCAUCUCUCUGCAGUUCACUCUCGCGCUCAUGGAGAAGUGAUGAGCAGCAUAGGUCUCCCCUAACCCUAACCCUGAUUCCGUUCUUUUAAUCGAAUGUUUCAUUGGUGAUACGAUAGGGAUGGAAGGAUCCGGCAUGAGAAGCGAAGGCACCCAUUCCUGCAUUUCUUAUUGCUCACCCAUUGCAUCGCCGGAUCUGUCUAGCUGCCACCGAUGCGGCCUCCGUUUUCCGAUCAGUGAUACUAUAGAUCGGUUUCGAAUUCUCGAUAGUCAGUGGCGCAUCGUCAUUCUCUGCUAUGAUUGCCUCGAUGGCGUCAAAUCUGCUAAGGUAUGCUCUUACUGCUUCUUGGGGAUUCCAGAGUCGGAUGAGGGGCUUCUUGGCUGUAUUGCAUGCUCUUGCCGAGUUCACCGCGCAUGCGUACCCCUGCAUCACCGCAAUCUCUGGCAUUCCCAGAUAGAUACGGAUAAUUUUAUCUGCGUUGACUGCUCCCCUGUUCGCAGAUUUCGGGGUGAAGUUAUUACCAAAUCUGGAUCCGGGACUAGAUUUAGGUUUUUGUUGGAGGAUUUAGUGGGGGAAGCGAAGUCAAUUUCUGAGAAGGUUAGUGCGGAAGGUAAGGAAAGGAAGAAUACGUUUAAUAAAGCAAUGGUGGCGAGGGGUUCUACCGAGGUCACUAAGACUGUACCGGGUGCCGUUCAUUUAGUGAAGGAGCUUUCUCACAAAAAUAAUGUCCCUGAUGAGGAAUUAGCCCUUCGAUUGCAUCGAUCCAUAAAUGGAUCACAGAGGUUUUUCAGGACCUUUCGCCUUAAAGAAGAAAAGCGGUUGAAUGUCUUAAGGAAAGUGUGACUUAGUAAUUUUUCUUUCGGUGAGUUGCUGAUUCAAAUUCUCCUGGCUAUCAUGUAAAGAUUGAUGGCUGUUCUUAGGGUUAAUCUCUUCUUGAGGUUAGAGAAGCUUCUCAACCAGUUCUGACUGGCAAUCUGUUGGAGAUGGAGGUUGGGGAUCUGUUGAAGCAAAUUAGGGGAUGUAACAGUGAAGGUCUUGAUGGCUUUUCCUUGAAGGAGAAGGAUAACUUAUUUAUGUCCCUACAUUCCACUAAUGAUUGCAGUAAUAUUGGUUCCGCAUUGUUGCUAAUAAAUACUUGAAUAAGAUUUGUUGUUGGAGGGUUCCUCUGAACUGCAGCAAAAAACCAUUGAUGCCACAGGUCUGGAUAUAGGUCUAGAUACUUGUACAAAGAAAUAUUUUGGAAGACAGUGGAGAAAUCUAGAAGAUUUAUUGUAGUCAGCUGAGCUGUUUUUUGGGUAGGCUACCUAAUCUUUAUUGCCACUGACAUGCUGAAUGCACUCUUUCGAUGUAUUUAGUGACAAUACCAUUUCAAGUGAACAGAUGCCACUGAGGACACAGGGGGUGAGCAUGUGCAGUUCAGAACAGAUGAUGUAGCUAAUGGUUUUGAAAAACAAAUAUUUUUGAGAGUCUAUUUGUACCGACAUGAGACUUGGAUCUUCCAUUUGGGUGAUUUCUAUCAUUGUUCUCAUAUUCAAGUAACAUUGCUGGAGUUAGGUUCUCAUGACCAGGAGGAUUCUGGCCUACAUAUUACAAAACCGAAGAGAAAAGUUUGCAAUUCACUGUAGCUGCGCAUAUUCUCUGAAUACUUAUUUAUAGCCAAACCAGAAGCUGCGCAGACUACUCUAUGGAAUGGAAAAAAUGCUCCCUUCUCAGAAAGAUGGUUACAGAGCGACAAGUACCACUUGUCAUGUAGAGCUGUCUAAUACCACUGAGUACGAGUUGUCAAGUACCAGUUGUCGAGUACAUGUUUUGAGUAAGACUGCUGAAAUGGUCAUUUAUGCGCCACAAUUCGAGUCCGAGUUUAUCUUUAGGCUGUAUACCUUAUGUUAUGUAAUGCUGAUUAUGUAACAUUUACGGCAGCACUUGAGACCCUAUAUUCCUUUAUAAGUAUGA
This is a messenger RNA of Phalaenopsis equestris, 1992 nucleotides long. RefSeq lists its product as uncharacterized. The transcript has 6 exons. NCBI's taxonomy places the organism in Eukaryota, Viridiplantae, Streptophyta, Magnoliopsida, Asparagales, Orchidaceae. The record is from RefSeq and is a predicted model, not a curated record. Bases 160 to 882 code for a protein of 240 amino acids.